CCCAGUGCUCAGUAACAGCCAGACCUGAUCCGUCCUCCCAUUCAUAAGCCACGGUGGGACAGGCUGCCUCGCAUCCGUCCGAGUGGAAGCGGAGAGACAGACGCCUUUCAAGUGACUCUUCCCCAGUCCGAGGUGAAGCAGCACAGCGGACCGGGGCUCCACCGAACAUCGGAGGGGAAGCUUUUCUCUUGGUGCAGCACACCUAGGAUGGAAGUCUAAGCGCCCGCCGGCUACCCCCAUGACCUCCAGAAGACACUACUCCUUGCCACGAACUCUAAUGACUCCUCGCUUGUACUCCGAAGGGGCCCUGUGCGGCAUCGCCCAAAUCACGCCCUUCCUAUACCUCAGCAAGGGCAGCGUGGCCUCCAACCGGCAGCUGCUUUUAGCCCGCGGCAUCACCUGCAUCGUCAAUGCCACCAUCGAGCUCCCCAACUACAACUUCCCCGAGUUCGAGUAUGUCAAAGUGCCUGUGGACGAUAGGCCCAACGCCCCCAUCUCCCUCUACUUUGACAGCGUGGCCGACAAGAUCCAAAGCGUGGCCCGGAAGCACGGAGUCACCCUGGUCCACUGCGCGGCCGGCGUGAGCCGAUCGGCCACCCUCUGCAUCGCGUACUUGAUGAAAUACCAGAACGUCACCCUGUACGAGGCUUACAACUGGGUGAAGUCGAGGCGCCCAGUCAUAAAUCCCAACGUGGGCUUCUGGCGACAGCUUAUUGACUACGAGCGGGAGCUCUACGGCAGAAACACCGUCAAAAUGGUACAGACUCCCUAUGGCAUCAUGCCAGAUGUUUACAUGCGGGAAAGACGAACCUACGUGCCUUACUGGGGGAUCUAAA
Molecule: messenger RNA, 836 nt
Organism: Varanus komodoensis (Komodo dragon)
Lineage: Eukaryota; Metazoa; Chordata; Lepidosauria; Squamata; Varanidae
Gene: DUSP14
Product: dual specificity phosphatase 14
Exons: 2
Coding region: 239-835 (198 amino acids)
Biological process (GO): protein dephosphorylation
Cellular component (GO): cytoplasm
Molecular function (GO): MAP kinase tyrosine/serine/threonine phosphatase activity
Source: RefSeq, a predicted model, not a curated record